AUGGAUGUUACUGAACCAAUUGCGGAAGCAUCAGCAGCAACUCCUGUUACUAAAACUGAAUCCGAUUUGAAUGCUAAAACUGAGCAAACUAUGGAGAAUUUAGAAAACGAAAUAGAUAAAGCUUAUACUAUUGUUGAAUCAAAAUUCCAACAACUUUGGAAAGACAACUCACAUUUAUUGAAUAAAGAAACAGUGGAUGAACAAAGACAGAAGUUUGUGAAGCAAUUGAACACAAUGAAAGAAAAUCUUGGUCAUAAUAAAAAUAUUCAAUUGGUAACUGAAAAUUUUAAUACAUUUGAAAAUCAAUUAAAAGAAUUAAAUCUAGAGGAAAAGCUACAUAUCAAAGACAUAUCAACGAAAGCUAAUCAAGCAUUAGAUGUAUUAGACUCGAAAUUAGAAAGUGUUGAAAAAGAAGCUAGUAAAUACGUCAAUUCAUUUACAUCAUUCUUUUCUCAAAUCAUAUCAAUCACGCCUGAGCAAGACCAACCAAAAGAAAAAGAAGUACUUUUUAAUUCAUCCUUAAAUCAAUAUGCAAAUUAUGGUACUAGCCGUUAUGAAAAUGAUUUAUUGAAACUACAUACAGACAAAAAUUACUACAUAACGAAAGAAGAACCAGAUGAACCUUUUAAUGUUGAUGAAAAGACAAAAGAAAUUGAACUGUUACUCAAAAAGUAUCCUACCACAUUAACUGAAUUAAUGAAUGAAAUAGUCCCUGUUGAAGUAAGUUAUAAUCAAUUUUGGUACUUAUAUUUCAAAAAUGAAUCCGAACUACAGAAGUUGGAUAAACAAAGAAAAGAGCUACAUUCAAAGAAGGAAGAUGAAGAAUUUGAUUGGGAUGAUGAUGACGACGAGCAUGAAAUUGAGACGCCUGAAAAAUUGACAUUAAAAGAAAGUAAAAAUGAUAAAAGUUCGGAGGAAAUUACAAAGAAAGAGAAUGAAAAUGAUGAUGAUGACGAUGAGGAAGAUGAUUGGGAAUAG
Molecule: messenger RNA, 978 nt
Organism: Lodderomyces pseudojiufengensis
Lineage: Eukaryota; Fungi; Ascomycota; Pichiomycetes; Serinales; Debaryomycetaceae
Gene: DOS2
Product: Dos2p
Exons: 1
Coding region: 1-978 (325 amino acids)
Cellular component (GO): cytoplasm
Source: RefSeq, a predicted model, not a curated record